Messenger RNA from Magallana angulata, 1258 nucleotides. RefSeq lists its product as uncharacterized. NCBI's taxonomy places the organism in Eukaryota, Metazoa, Mollusca, Bivalvia, Ostreida, Ostreidae. The transcript is spliced from 4 exons. The record is from RefSeq and is a predicted model, not a curated record. Bases 703 to 1038 code for a protein of 111 amino acids.
AUGUUUUAUUGAAUAUAUCUGGGUCGAAAUAAUAUUCAUUUAGUAAAAUUGAAAAAAAAAAAUCCCAAUUUUUCUCGUUAGUUUGCUCCCUCUAUAUACCGGAUACCUUCUCGGGUUAGAGGAUGCAGCUUUAGUCUUUAAAAACUUUAAUUAUCAUUACAUCUACCAUUCUGAGAAUGUCAGAGUGGCGGGCGUAACGAUAAUUAAAAAAACCCCAGAAACACAAUCAAACAAAGGCCCUAAAAAGUAUUUUAGUAUACACAACAAUUAAAUAUGUAAAUAUGCUUUAUAAAAAGUGCUUUAUGCGCGUUAGUUUUCGAACAAAACAAGUCUUCUCAGAUACCUUUGAAAUAAUUCUUUCAUUCUAAAUCAUAACCACGGAAAUAGGUUUGAAUAAGCUUAACUGGUUCACGUUGUUCGUUUCACAACGAUUUCUAAGGAACAAAGAUUGGUUAACUCUCAAACGUAGCUGCCUCUUUAAUGAAAUCAGUAAACUCCCGACUCCAUCUGUGAUGGUUGAUUCAGAGGGUGACAUAGAAUUGGUCAUUCAAUGACACGAGAGUUGUUCAGACUGACAAGCAUUGGUUUGAUCCCGUAUCAGCUUGACUCAGACCUAUAGGUAUAUAUACGGCUCCCCGCUACAGCAGUCCCAGCAACACCCAGUCAGCUGAUAGAAGGUUUAUUAAACUUUACCAUUUGGCCAUGCAGUCCCAGACAGUCCUUGCCGUUUUGUUUUUAGCUAGUUUUACCGUUGCAGUGCCGCCAAGCAAAUCAACCAAAGGCUGUAGGGGUUUCCUCUGGACAUCCUGUGAUAAGAAAGUUGCAUUUAACAGAUUGAGCUGUUCCUUAUCGGACUAUGACGUCAACGGUGACGGGACCGUGAAAGUCUCCGAGUUCUUGACCACGGUUUCGGCGACCCAGGAGGUAGGGGAGGAGUUGUCCUCCCUGAUCGAUAAAGAUAAUGAUGGGGUGUUCUCAGAGAGAGAAUUUACAGCAAGUCUUCCUGAACUCAGAAGCCGAGAUAUCGUCAACUGUUGAAGAAGUAACGUAUCACGUUUAUUUUGUAUUUAAAAUAUGGAAGACCAAUUAAGCAUCAAAGUUUUUUGUGCACAAUUUUUAUAUCUAGUGUUUACAAAAUCUAUGGGAAAAUAUUCUUACAGGUGAAAUGUUUCAUAAUUCAGAGGAAAUCCAAGAGAAGAUUAAAACUUUGUUUUGUCAGUAAAAAGAAAUCAAAAGGACUUCAAGGAUAUGCUGGUUU